Molecule: messenger RNA, 3301 nt
Organism: Oncorhynchus gorbuscha (pink salmon)
Lineage: Eukaryota; Metazoa; Chordata; Actinopteri; Salmoniformes; Salmonidae
Product: urotensin-2 receptor-like
Exons: 4
Coding region: 533-1675 (380 amino acids)
Biological process (GO): regulation of blood pressure; neuropeptide signaling pathway; blood vessel diameter maintenance
Cellular component (GO): membrane
Molecular function (GO): urotensin II receptor activity
Source: RefSeq, a predicted model, not a curated record
AGGCACACCGUGUCUCAGUGAAGGAGAUUCACCGUAACCAGCUGUGGCUUGUUGUGAUUCUCACCCCCGUCACUCUCUGCUCCCCGUAAGGAAACGUUCAUUUUUAACCUCAUCAUUUCAGUGAUGUUUUUUUUUCUCUUCCUCUAAAUUGAAUUUCUCCGGUGGCAUUUUAAAGCUGUCAACCAGACCUGUGGAAGGUACUCUCAAGAGGCACCGAGAAACAGAGAGCGUAGGAUAAGUUUUACUCCAGCUCAAAAGACACCUUUCUUUUUUUUUCAGAUCUCGUUCACCUUUUGAUUGACAGACUUUUUACUAUGGUAAACUAAAGACAGUGGUAUUAUAGCACAGGAUUUUUUUAACCCAAACUCAAGAUACAGGAUUUUUUUAUUUAUCUCAAUUCAAAUGCAAAGAAUCACCAGAUUUCCUGAAGAUUCUGUGUGGACUUUAAUGGCUCUAGACAUACCUGCAGUAUGUGUGAAAUUUGGGGAACCAGAGUGAGCUAGGUGAUGGUUCAACGGGCAAACGGAGCUAGAUGCUACAUUUUUCUGUUCAGGCUGCCAGUCUGUUUGCGGCUUACAAUCAAGCGAUGACCACUGUAUCCAUGAAACCCCUGCUGGUCCUGGUGGAGAGGAUCCCCAACGCCACCGACCCGCCUUUUGACUCUGCCCCUUCCUCUCCCGAAAACACAGCCGCCACCUUCACCAUAGGCUGUAUACUCUCCCUCAUGUGUCUGGUCGGCGUUUCCGGAAACAUCUACACCCUCGUGGUCAUGUGUCACUCCAUGCGUUCCGCAGCGUCCAUGUAUAUUUAUAUCAUCAACCUAGCCUUGGCGGAUUUGCUCUAUCUGUUGACCAUCCCGUUCGUUGUCUGCACGUACUUCCUGAAAGGUUGGUAUUUUGGCGAUGCUGGGUGCAGAAUUCUGAUCAGUAUGGAUUUCCUGACGAUGCAUGCCAGCAUCUUUACGCUGACCAUCAUGAGCACGGAGAGGUACUUUGCCGUGCUGAAACCGCUGGACACAGUCAAACGGUCCAAGAGCUACCGCAAAGCCAUUGCGGUGCUUGUAUGGGUGGCUUCCCUGGUUCUUACUUUACCCAUGAUCCUCAGGAUUCAGAUGAUGAUGGUAGGUAGCAAGGCCAUGUGCCAGCCGACCAUCUCUCCGCUGUCCUAUAAGGUGUACAUCACUUUCCUGUUCUGUACCAGCAUCGUGGCUCCGGGGAUGAUCAUCGGCUUUCUAUACAUCGGUCUGGCUCGCACCUACUGGAUCUCUCAGACAGAAACCUUCAAACAAACCAAGAAACUACCAAACCAGAAGGUCCUCUACCUGAUCUUUACCAUCGUCCUGCUGUUCUGGGCCUGUUUCCUGCCCUUCUGGAUCUGGCAGCUCCUGGCUGCAUCAACCCUUUCCUCUACACGCUGCUCACCAAGAACUACAAGGAGUACCUGCGGAAGCGCCAACGUACCUGCACCGCGGGCAGCUACUUCAACCGGAGGAACCGGUUCCAGCGCUCGCCCAGGAGGUCGCUGUCGUCUAGCAGCCAGCAGUGCACGGAGAGUUUCGUGCUCACACACACGCCGUCACAGCGCACCAUGCACAACAACAGCCUGUGAGGUAGGAGAAGAGGUUCUGGUCUUGGUCUUAUUGGGGCAUUAUCUCCACAUGUCUGCUCAUUUAUAGAAAUGAAAAACAGUGAACCCAUUUAUAGUGAUGUAAUGUAUGUCUGAUGGGGUGAAAGAGGUGUGAUGUUGUGUGUAACUACGGCGAGGUCAGCCUGUGAGAUAGGUCUAGUAAACAGACUAUGACAUAGGAGGUCCAUGCAUAGUUUGGGCAAUUCCCCUGAUGUUAUCGCACAUCUCUCCAAACAUAUUCAUUCCCAUGGGAACUCCUUGUGCUUUACUGUAAUGUAGACUACAUCACGUCCGGUUGGAGGGAAGGCUGGUGUUUUUUGAUUGGUUUGGCAUGUGAAUGCAUAGUUUGUUUUAGUCUGUUUUUAGUCUAAUCUAUGUCUUCGUAUUGUUUGAUUUAGCGUUUGGAUUCAAGUUUUUAUCCACAUCACGUUUAGCCCUUGUGGCUGGGACUGCUCGAACCUGACCCGAGCUUGGAUCCUAUUGGCUAGCAGAGUAGCAGUGCUAGCCUACCUGGGUGUUUAUACAUGGCUGGGCCCAAAUGUGACAGGUGCGAGAUGAUUCCCAUGCAAGAGGAAAGAAAAGGGGGGAACUGAUCGAUGGACAGGGGUUCAUCUGCCCUAUAUGCAUCACCAUCAUGCAGCUUCAGGAAGAGAUUAUCCUGUUGUUAGCUCAGCUGCGGUAGAAGCAGGACCUGCUAUCAGAAACAAAGCUGCAUCGAAACAAAGCUGCAUCCCGGGAGAAUUGCAUCUCGGCCUUGAGUGCCUCCUACAGUCAGGAUGCCGAUGAGUCGAGCGCCGAUCACUAGCCAGGCAUAGGAGAUCCUGGAGGGUGGAUGUAUGGCUGGUCUACAUCUAUCCUGGAAGAUCAGAUUGGGCUAUCAAACAGUUUUGCCCCAAUGGAGGCAGACCUACCGGCUCUGGGAGUCGGCUCUGUUCCUAGGAAUUGACUAACGGCUGGCAGCCGGCGAGUAGCUACAACUCCUGUCCAUACCACCAGCCUACCACACCUCCUGACGCCAUCCAAUGCUGCUGGAGCAGUUAGACUAGCUUGGUUUGAGUCCGUUCUGGUCAAUAACUCUAAUAUUGGCACCAUCGUCACACAUAUUCCAGAUUUUGUUGUGUUACAGCCUGAAUUCAAAAUUAAUUAAUCAAAAAUAACAAAAACUCACCCAUAUACACACAAUAUCCUUAAAUGACAAAGUGAAAACAUGUUUUUAGAAAUGUUUACACACUUAUUGAAAAUGAAAUAUAGAAAUAUCCAAUUUACAUAAGUAUUCAAUCCCUUGAUUCAAUACAUAUUGGAAUCUCCUUUAGCAGCGAUUACAGCUGGGAGUCUUUCUGGUCUCUAAGAGCUUUCCACACCUAGAUUGUAUAAUAUUUGCCCAAAAUUAUUUUGAAAAUGGUUUAAACUCUGUCAGAUUGGUUGUCGAUCAUUGCAAUAUAUUUUCAAGCAGAUUUAAGUCAAAACUGUAACUCUGCCACUCAGGAUCAUUCAGUCUCCUUGAUAAGCAACUCCAGGGUAGAUGUUAAAUUAAUCUCCCAGUGACUGAACCAGGCUUUCCUCUAGGAUUUGCCUGUGCUUAGCUCCAGGUUUAUUUUUUAUCCUGAAAAACUUCUGAUUCCUUAAUGAUUACAAGCAUACAUAUACACACUAUGCUUGAAAAUGUGGAGAGUGG